GGUGAACACAUUUGGAACUAUGUUGACACGACUGUCCUUCGCACUUCAUCCUUCGCCCGCCUUCACGUGUCAGCUACAUCGGAUAGAUGUAUCCUUUGUACCUCGAGCAGAGAGCUCUGGGAGAACUGCACAUGAUGAGUACUCUUAUAACUCAGGAAGUAACGACGAAAGGAGGAAGGCGACCAUCGAGCACAUCUACCGCGACACUGAUGGCGUUGCAGAAAACAGCUCCUCUUCUUCUGUACCUUGGUCAAUGGGUUGGCAAAUGAACGAGAGAAAUACCGUCUGGAACGACGAUCUGAAGCUCAGAUUACUCAAAAGGAGUAUAGCGGAGAAAGCAAGGUUACAAACAGAGGAGAUGGAUGCUCGCCUUAAUGAGGUCAUAUCUCUAUUGCCUGGCCUUGUAUCACGUCUGCCAUAUAUCAAGGCUGAUACAGCUGCACAGCUGUGUGCAGACCCGCGGGCUCUUGCAGAGCGUCUCCUGCAGGUCAAAAGCAUUUUCCCUGGAGCUGAUGCUGCCCAGAUAUUUUUGGAGCACCCAAUGUAUAUGCUCAGACAGGACAUUAGCAUCAUAAAGGCUGCAGCUGAUCGGCUUCGGGAUCUCAUUCCAGAUGUUGAUGUUGACAAACUGGUUGAGGAGCAUCCGCAACUCUUGGAUGUCAAAGGCUUUGAGCAGGCUUUGAGUCAUGCAAGAGAGACGAUCCCGUCAUUAGAUGUUGGGCACAUGAUGCGGUACAACCCCUCCAUGAUCUUUGGUUUCCAGCGAGGUGCACAGCUCAUCCCUUAUGAUGAGGUCCCUACAUCUCCUUGAUGGUGCUACGAAUGGUGUGCACAUGUGAGCGGACAAAAUCUUCCAGCAGGCCGUGGUUGAUCCUUGACAUUCUCCUAUGAUAGGUAUAGCUGAGACGACUCGUUGGAUUAGACCAGGGGGACUGCUAGAACAGAUGUAAACAUCAGUACAAGUUGCAAUGACAUCAGUGUGCAGGAAAUUGCAGUUGUAGGCAAUCCGAGUUGUAAACUACAACUUGUAUU
This is a messenger RNA of Coccomyxa subellipsoidea C-169, 1032 nucleotides long. RefSeq lists its product as hypothetical. NCBI's taxonomy places the organism in Eukaryota, Viridiplantae, Chlorophyta, Trebouxiophyceae, Coccomyxaceae. The transcript has 4 exons. The record is from RefSeq and is a predicted model, not a curated record. Bases 20 to 811 code for a protein of 263 amino acids.